GACAAGGACGCCCACCAUUCCUGACUACAAGCUUAAGCUGGCUGGGGAUGUUGUGAACUUCAGGCAAUGAACACCCAGUAUUUAAAGCCGAAGAGCUCUGGGACAGAUACUAUGGAACUGGGUUGAUCAGUGGCCGGACUUGACACUCCUGAGUAGCACAUCACACAUUGCUCCUUUGCCAAACCCAUAAAAUUGCUGUUGAUGUUCCGAUGGAUGAAAUAUCUGCAUGGGAGUAUUGGGAAUUACUUAAUUAACCAGUCUACAGCCUAUUAAGUAGUGUAGAUACUUCUGGUGGAGCCACACAGUAGAAAUUCUUCCAGUGUAGACUCAAUGUUUCCCUUGCACUCUUUGGAACGGUGAAAUGGGGCUUCUUCUGGGCCUCCUGCUUGGGGUAAUUGGAGUUAUAGGAAUUCUUUUCCUGUUGCUCUUCUCCUUUGCAAUUUAUUAUGAUCUUUCCAGGAGUAAAAUCCCAUCUGGAUUUGACAGUCCAUUAAAGCUUCGGGUCAUUCACUGGAGUGUCAUUAUUGCAUUUACUGCGGGGAAGUGUCUUGAACUGCUGGGUGUCUGCAGACAGGUUGCCUUUAUCCGCUUCCUCCAGCGUUUCUGGAAUCCAAGAGCGGAUCCCAGCCUCUCUGCCAAAGAUCUGCAUUUUGACGGGGUUCCUGUGAGGGUUUAUCAGCCCAAAGCACCAUCUGCUGGCCCAAGGAAAGGAUUUAUGUUCUUUCAUGGAGGUGCUGGGAUGAUGGGGAGCAUCGAGUUCUACCAAGUGGUCUGCAGCAAAAUCGCCAAGGAGACUGAUUCAGUGGUUGUGUCUGUUGGCUACCGCCUGUCUCCUGAGCAUCUUCCUCCCGCUCAGUACAAGGACUGCCUUGCUGCUACCAUACACUUAAUUCAAAAUGCAGCUUCCAGUGGGGUGGAUCCUUCCAAGAUCAUCGUUAGUGGGGAUAGUGCUGGGGGCAAUUAUGCUACUGUUGUUGCUCAGAAAUUGGUGGAGAGAUCAGACCUUCCAAAGCUACGGACUCAAGUACUGAUCUAUGCGAAAUUCCAGGCUAUAGACUUCAACCUGCCUUCCUAUCAGCAGAACAGCUCAAUGCCCCCCUUGUUCCGGGAAGACGUUGCUUACUUUAUCAUGAAGUAUAUUGGAAAGGACACUUCUUUAGCAGGGCAGCUCCUGAAGGGCUCUCAUGUGCCAGAUUCAAUGAGGCUGAAAUAUGGGAAGUGGGUGAGUCCAGACAACCUUCCAGAGAGAUUUAAGGGGAGAGGCUACAAACAAGUCCCACUUGCUCCUUAUGAACCUGAAGUCUAUAGGCAAUUAUCAGAGCUAUUGGAACCUGAUAUUUCUUGCCUUUUUGCUGAGGACUCUGUCAUCCAGAAGCUUCCUGAAACCCUACUUGUGAGCUGCGAGUACGAUGUAUUACGAGAUGACACACUGCUGUACAAGAAACGUCUGGAGGACAAUGGGGUGAAAGUCAGCUGGUUCCAUGUUGAGAAUGGGUUUCAUGGGGUGCUAAACCUCUUUGACGCAGGCCUGUUCACAUUGCCUGCUGCAGUUGAAUUGAUGGACAGGAUUGUAGACUUUGUCAAAAACUUAUGAGAGGAAAUCUCUUGAAUUUGUGGGUCAUUCAUAAGGAGGGGAGAAUCUGCCAACUUCAGCUACUGAUAUUUUCUCAUUUUUUCAAUCCUAUAUUUAGUUCUCCACAAUUCUGUUGUAAUUUGUGGUUAUUUGGGGCAGCAGGGAGUUGCUCAUGAAAAUUUACCAGCACUUUUGUGUGAAAUUUUCCUUAUAAACACUUUUACUUUGUAUGGA
Messenger RNA from Podarcis raffonei (Aeolian wall lizard), 1807 nucleotides. Its product is annotated as arylacetamide deacetylase-like 4. Bases 362 to 1594 code for a protein of 410 amino acids. NCBI's taxonomy places the organism in Eukaryota, Metazoa, Chordata, Lepidosauria, Squamata, Lacertidae. The record is from RefSeq and is a predicted model, not a curated record. Gene Ontology annotation, molecular function: carboxylic ester hydrolase activity. The transcript has 4 exons. Gene Ontology annotation, cellular component: membrane.